GUUAAUCGCUUGGAUUUGAUAUGUGACAUGGCAUGCGUCAAGGUGUCAAACAAGGGCAAGCUCACUUUUCGCUUGACACUAUUCUUUUUAUACGUCUGACAUCUUCAAUUUUUCACAUUGUGUAGAUAUUUGUUUGGAUACAACGUGAAAUAAAUAUGAAUUCAGAUAUUCCAGAAAAGUGAUGAUGCCCCCCUGAUAAGCUGUUCAUAAAUUGUAUCUGGUGCUUCACAUCCCAGACGCUUGUGUGUAGUACAUGUUUGUAUCUUCGAAUAGAUCCAACUUUGAGCCAGAAAAGACACUUCUAGCAACGGUUGCUAGUGACAUCCCUACUACAAUGACAUCUGCACAGACAUCUCAGACACAGAACUUGUACCAAUGCAGACUAUGCCUGAAAAGGACUCCUACGCGGGUGAACAUUUUCGGUGGAGACUUCCCCAAGAUGUUGGAGAUCUUGACUUCCAUCAAGGUGCGUGAGAACGAUGGUCUACCGAAAUACUCCUGCCUAAAAUGUGCUCAGGAUGUUAAGUCCGCACUAAUAAUAAAGAAGCGCAUUAUCAAAGCUCACAAAUAUCUCAUCGAAAACUUACGGAAACGAAAUAUAUCUACUGUAUCAAAUCAAAGAGCACCCGUUCAAGCUGCUCAGACAUCACGGAAACCAGUUUUAAGAUCUAGAAAAGUUGUAAUACCAGACAAACGCACCGAACCGAAAACUGAGACGAAGUCUCCAACAGCUCAAUUUAGCAAUGAAAAUACUGUGGAUCAACAAAAUUCUGAUGAUGUUCGUGAGAACGAUGGUCUACCGAAAUAUUCCUGCCUAAAAUGCGCUCAGGACGUCAAGUCGGCUCUUAUAAUAAGACAGCGUAUCAUCAAAACUCACAAAUAUUUCAAAGAAUGUGUAAAGAAGGGAAUUAUCCCUAAAUCAGCUCAGCGGACGGCUAUUCAAGUUCAGCCUCCUCAAAAAACGAUCCUUAAUAAACCAACAAACUUGACACCAUAUAAACAAAAUGAACCAAGUAAAACAGAAACUACAAAACUUUCAACAGUAUCGAUCAAUGAAAAUUCUUCCAGUUCACAGGUAUUGGAAAAUUCAGAAGAUACAAUGGCUAAAGUUGAAGUUAAGCUUGAACCCUUAAGUGAAGGUGAAAAUAGCAAUGAUGCGUUUGCAGCAACUGAGAACAGUGAUGCGUUUGUAAACGAAAUUAGAUACGAAGCGAAUACUACUCGUAAACAUAUCAAUUUGAAAUGCGAGCUAUGUAAUGACUCAUUCUCUGACAGAUAUGCUUACUAUCUACACUCCCUUAGACAUCAAAAGGUGAAGUGCGAUAUUUGCAGUAAGGUGACUAGGAAAGACAAUUUCAAGAAACAUAUGCUUUUGCACUCUGAUAUUGAACCAGCAGUCUGUAAUUUGUGUGGCGCCACAUUCAAGAACCCAGAGAGUCUUCGUGGACAUACGCGUUAUAUACAUAACAAUCGAAACGUAAUUUGUGAAGAAUGUGGGAAAAAAUUCAAAACGAAAUACUACCUUGACUUGCAUAGGAAUAAGGUUCAUACUGGCACGAGAAACUUUAAGUGUGACACUUGUGGAAAAGCUUUCUUCACUAAGGCAGACUUGUGGAAACAUGACAGGAAAACUCAUAAAAAGAUGCGACCUUACAUCUGCGAGUACUGUAAAACAGGUUUUUCCUCGCAAUAUGCGCUCAAGACACACAGAAGACAGCACACUAAUGAAAAACCGUUUAUUUGCGAUCAUUGUAAUGAGGGAUUCAGACAAAAGGUGUCACUACGCUCUCAUCUAAAAUCCAAGCAUGGUAUUGAAGAAGCCAAGGAAUUUAUUUGUCCAGAGUGUGGCAGAGGUUUUGCAACAAAGUUUGCUUUGAACGUUCAUCAAAAGCAGCAUGCUAUCAUAAAGUGUAGCGUGUGCUCCGAACCUUUUGCUGGACAGGAAUAUUUGUAUAACCACAUGAAAGAAGUUCACGGUAUUGAUAAUGACAUGGAAGAAGAUGAGAGUCAAGAUACAGAGGAGAGUCAACAAGAACAAUCAGAUCUUACGGGAGGGUAGCUCUAAGUUAUAAUGACUGAAUUAUCAGAAUUGUCUUCUGUUAAAUGUAUGUGGUACGUGCGCAAUAGUUUUAAUGUGUGGAAUUAUUAUUACAGUUUCGCCAUGCUACCAGUAGUGUUACACAGCUAGACUGUGUAAAUGGCAACACUGCAUAUGAUAUGGCUGUACUUAGCGAUCUUGUAUAUUUGGCUUACUUGAAGUAAAGCAUUUAUUGAUGAAAUUGGCAACACUUUUCAAUGCUAACCUAUCCUAACUAUAUGAAAUAUAUUGAGAAAAUACAGGGCUCGGGCAUGCAUCACUGCAUUGAGCAACUCAGUACUUCCUUCACUUUAAAGUCACUGUUUGACCGUAAUUACAAUGAUGUUGCGCAUGAUGCAUGAUUAUACGCUCUGAAGUCUACAAUGUUCGACAAUUUUAGUAUCCUAAGCAACUAUCACAAUACACUCUUAAGAAGCUUCAAAAACAUCCAAAACGUAUCAUGACCAAAAUCGUUGAUUAACAUAUUCAACCAGAAUAUACCCAAAGCAGUGCUCGUGUGAAAAUAAGCCUACGUAACGUAGAGCCGCCAAACAAUCAUACAUACUGGGCAUGUAACCAGGUGACAGCCUCAUCGUUGUCUCGAUUGCCUCACUUCAUUAACAAAACGAAAGAAACUUAUAUUUUUAUAAUGAGAAAUAUCUUACCGUUUACAGCACCAAAGAAAAAUAUGUGAAAAAUGACGUAUUUUAUUUAUUAAAACAUGCUUUUCUAGUAAAACAAAACUGAUAUUUAUUUAUAUUCAUAUUUGCAAAAUAUUCGCUCGAGUUUUGCGAAUGCGAGUAUCAAGAAACAUGCAAAUAUUUGCGAAUGCAAAUGCGAAUAUUCGUUACAUCAGCAUUGCUUCCUUAAAAACUGUUGCCACAAACUCUGAGGAUAUGAAAUCUCGAGCGAGCAUACACUCGAUAAAUCAAUUCGGAAAAUGGGGUUACAUUGCAUUGGUAUGAAAAUGGUUAUUCAACUACAAAGUUAGGAAUUAAAAAUCAAACUAGUCAGUUUUAUCCGUAACAGGUAUAAGAGAGAUAAUGUACUCAACUCAAAAAGUAGAAAAAUAGUUAUCUUGUUUGUAAAGUAAGUUGAUAUGUCCCCAAAAAUUAAGGACUUCCAAGAGGUUCCAUAAAUCGAUUUAUUAUAGACACUUGAUGGACAUGGAAAUCCAUUCUCUAUGAGAUGUGUCGAAACGAGUCGAACUCAUAAGAAUAUUUAGAUGAAACUUUUGCUAUUGCAUAUUCUAUAACAAAGCAGUGAGGAGUACAAAGUACUUGAACGCCAUUUUUUUGCAAAUGUUUCAGGUUUCUGAAAACGACGGUCUACCGAAAUACUCCUGCUUGCAAUGCUCUAAAGAUGUUAAACAAUCAGUGAUAAUAAAGACGCGCAUCCUCAAGGCGUACAAGUACCUCAAAGAAUAUUUAAUGAAACAAGGCACGCCAAAUACAUCAAAUCCAAAAACAAACCUAGAUAAUUCUUCAACCUUGACAUCAAAGUGUUCAACAGUGUCAGUCAAUAAGGACACUCAUCAUUCAAGAACAUUAGAAAUUCCAGAAUACAUGACACCAAAAGUUGAAGUUAAGUCUGAACCCUUAGAUAACAGUGAUAAUAGCAAUGUUGCUGCUGAUAACACCGAUGAAUUUUCAAGGACCGAAGGAGUUCGAAAACAAAUUUUAUGCAAGAUCUGUAACAUGUCAUUUUCUGACAAGCGUGUUUAUUAUCAACACAGCCUGAAACACAACAAAGUUAAAUGCGACAUUUGCAAUACGGAGACUAGAAAAGACAAUUUCAAAAAACAUAUGCUUAUGCAUUCGUCUGGACCGAAAGUUUGCAAUUUGUGUGGUACUACGUCCAAGAAUGCCAUAAGUCUCGCGUCACACAUGUUUUACCAACACCGCAAUCAAAACGCUUUUGUUUGUGAAGAAUGUGGCGCAAAAUUCAACAGCAGAUACAAACUCACCUUGCAUAAAAAUAAAAUGCAUGGUGGCGUGAGAAGCUUCAAAUGUGAGACUUGUGGAAAGGCUUUCUUCACUAAAGGAGACUUGUGGGACCACGAUAGGAGGACUCACAAAAAGUUGCGACCUUACAUCUGCGAAUACUGCAAAACAGGUUUCUCGUCUCAAUAUGCGCUGAAGACCCACAGAAGGCAACAUACUAAUGAAAGGCCGUUUGUUUGUGAUCACUGUGAUGAGGGAUUCAGGCAAAGGGUGUCACUACGGUGUCAUCUAAAAUCCAAACAUGGUAUUGAAGAAGCCAAGGAAUUCAUCUGUACAGAUUGUGGUAGAGGCUUCGCAACAGACUAUGCUUUGAGUAUUCAUCAAAGAUUACACAGUACUAUAAAAUGUGGGAUGUGUUCUGAAUGUUUUGCCGGACGAGAAUAUUUGGACAACCACAUGAAAGAAGUCCACGGCAGUGAUAAUGACAUGGGGGAGGAUGAGAGUCAAGACACAGAGGAGAAUCGACAAGAACUGUCAUAGCUUUAAGUUCCUUCGAAUGGCUUGAUUCGUCAAAAAUAGUUUAACAGUUAUUUUUGUAUGCAUUAAUAUUACAGUUUGAAUGUAUGAAUAAAUAUUUAUGUUUAUAUUUUCAUCUAGAAAGAUGCAUAUACAGGGUGUUCCUUAAUGAUAUGCGAAUAUUUAAAGGUAUG
Molecule: messenger RNA, 4730 nt
Organism: Acanthoscelides obtectus
Lineage: Eukaryota; Metazoa; Arthropoda; Insecta; Coleoptera; Chrysomelidae
Source: the annotation of a GenBank genome assembly